AUGCAAGCAAAUGUUGGGCCGACAAGUCCACCCACUACGGGCCGCUCCGAUAUUCCGCCCGUGAACAGAUCGAUGUCGUCCACGUGUCUACAAUCAGCCUUUAACUUCCGAGCAACUCUGGCUGGCAUAACCCUCAUCAAGUCAUCAAACUCCUUUAUAGCAGACAGCCCACAUGGUUCCCUCCAGGAUGUGUACGGAGGUACGCCGUGGUCCCUUCCCCUCUGAAUGUUAAUAGCUGCGAGAUCCAUCCCGAAAUCAAAAUGGGGAGUUUGGAACAAAUGAUUCGUUAGUUCUUCUGUGAUAAAUUCGUCACGAUUCUGUAUGGGCUGGUUCACCAUCCCCAACAGGAGACGAUCCACGGCACCCAUGCUCCAGAUAUUAGAGGGAUUUGUCAAUUCAGCGUGGAGCGAUACAUCUGAUGGAAAAAUAAAUGAAUGAACGUAAUCUAUGUUAUAUAUGUACGUCAGCUUUCAAGGGGCCCUUUUCCACUAUUUUUUUUUUUUGAGCUAUUAAACCACUAUUUAUUACUGUUGAGUUACCCGAUAUU
Messenger RNA from Leptidea sinapis, 547 nucleotides. RefSeq lists its product as uncharacterized. NCBI's taxonomy places the organism in Eukaryota, Metazoa, Arthropoda, Insecta, Lepidoptera, Pieridae. Bases 1 to 225 code for a protein of 74 amino acids. The record is from RefSeq and is a predicted model, not a curated record. The transcript is spliced from 2 exons.